AUUCCAUGUCUACUGGGUGGGAGCAGUGUGGAGGGGGCAUGUGGGGAAGUAUAUAAACCAGCAGCCCCACACAGCAGCAAUGAAACCGAUCUCCCUCACUUCAACUGCAAACCAGGUGUCUGUUUAAAGCCUUUGUACACAAAAUGAGGAACCUGAUAGUGUGUGUGCUCGCCCUAGCACUGAUGGCACAAGCUGUUGUGUCUCUGGAGUGUUAUCAUUGCCCUAAUGGAGGAAGAUGCUUCACCACUCAGAAAUGCAGGGAUGACCAGGAUCAAUGUAUUACCAUGUUCUUCCUUCUCACUGCUAAAUACGCUAAGCGAUGCUCCUCGACGUAUGAGUGUGAAGUCAUGAAGGCCAUGGGGGGGUCUGCACUGAAGGCCAUUUGCUGCAACACUGACCGGUGCAACCGAUAAACAGGAGCACCUGCACUCUCAAGACCAACACCAGCAGGGUGUCCCUCUCCCCCUGCAGUGUGACUGGAAAUCCUCACUGAGGGGCCUUGCUGAAAUCUCUUUCUUUCACACACACACACACAUAUUCUUCUUAUUUUUUCAGCAGCUGUACUAGUUACUCCAUGGAGAGCACUAAUAAUAAACGAUAUUACAGCCCCAGA
Molecule: messenger RNA, 613 nt
Organism: Gopherus flavomarginatus (Mexican gopher tortoise)
Lineage: Eukaryota; Metazoa; Chordata; Testudines; Testudinidae
Product: CD59 glycoprotein-like
Exons: 4
Coding region: 144-413 (89 amino acids)
Source: RefSeq, a predicted model, not a curated record